Molecule: messenger RNA, 1146 nt
Organism: Ciona intestinalis (vase tunicate)
Lineage: Eukaryota; Metazoa; Chordata; Ascidiacea; Phlebobranchia; Cionidae
Source: RefSeq, a predicted model, not a curated record
AUGUUAAAAUAAUCAAAAAACUUCCUGUUUUUAGAUUUUGCGAUUUAUGUUUAAAAAAUUAUUUGUUUUAUCACAUCAUGUUAUAUUCGGUCAUUGCAUUUCUCGGGCUAUUAGCGUUUGCGCGCGGUUCGCCAACAGGAGCACCGGAAGCUGCGUGCGUAACUAUGACUCCUGAUCCUAGUCCAGAUAAACAUAACGCCAAUGCAACUACGAAUGAAGUGUCUCCGUACAAUGUCACCGCGAAUGUUGGGAGCAUUGCAUCGGGAAUGGUUGUUAACAUAACCUUGAACGGGACAGAGGAAUUCAAAGGAGUUUUGUUGGAAGCGAGAUUAAACAGUGGCGAUACAGUAACCGCGCAAGGAUCUUGGGCAGUACCAAGCUCGGACUACAAAACCCUAAAUUGUAAUACAACCGCUGGUGCUCUCACCCAUAAAAACAGAAAUAAUAAGACACUUCCAGUGGUCUUUCAAUGGACAGCACCAGAAAUUACCAGCAGCAAUGACUACACGGUUUUCGCUACAGUGGUGACAUCGAAGAUGGUCUUCUAUGUAAAGCUACCAACGGAUACGAUUACUGUGAUUGCUACAAAUGCUUCCGUCCCACCAACGACCAAUGUUACUGAACCGAACUUCACGACUCCACCAUCAGCAACCGUUCCUACAGAAAAUCCACCAUCAGCAACAAACAAAUCGGAAACCCUUCCUACAGAAAAGCCAGUCGACUUAACCACAACUACUGGCUCUGGAAAUAAACUUCAGCUCUCUAGCGCCAUGUUCUGUUUAGCAAUAAUGGCCAUACUUGGCCGCAUGCUGGAAAUGACUGGAUAACGCAGUUUUUAAUCACAAAGACGAUUGGGAAUAAAAAAAAGCAGAUCAGUAAUAUCAAGACUCCAUAAAUUAAUUUCUUCAAUUGUUUUUACAAAGUAGAACGAGCUGUAUAUCUUUAUUACCGCUGACUAUCACUCAUGGGGCAUUUGUUUUACAUUUGUACUGGAAUGGUCGCGAUGAACCGAGGUCCAAUACCAAAGUGAGCGGCCACCAACAACCCACAACCCCCACAUGCACUUUUGUAGAAGUAGAAACGUAACCGUUUAUUUUUGCUUAGUUAUGCUUUUUAGCGAAUAAAACGAUGGUUUAAUUGGAGAAA